This is a messenger RNA of Saccostrea echinata, 4024 nucleotides long. RefSeq names its product phosphatidylinositol phosphatase PTPRQ-like. Bases 1 to 3990 code for a protein of 1329 amino acids. Gene Ontology annotation, molecular function: protein binding. The transcript is spliced from 27 exons. Lineage: Eukaryota; Metazoa; Mollusca; Bivalvia; Ostreida; Ostreidae. The record is from RefSeq and is a predicted model, not a curated record.
AUGAAAAAUAUUUACAACAUAAAAAUUCAGGUCAGAGUAGCUUGUGACAGCUCAGGCGGCCCAUUUAGAUAUCUUUCUACUCCCAAAGAUCUUCAAGCAGUGGUCAUCAUUAACAAUCAACUUCCGGAUCUAAGAAACGUAAAUCUUACCUGGCAGGAAGUGCACCACAAAGAAUCAUGGAAACCAUUGCUGUAUAUCAUCAAAUGGGAGAACCCCACAGAUUCCGAAACAAUAACAACGGAGGCAGAAGCUAACUCAAUACCAGUUCAAGGUCUUGCCAAGGACAAAACAUACGUGUUCUAUGUCAAGGCAAAACAAGGUUGGUUGCUAAGUGAUUGGAGCAGAGCUCUUCACGUGACAACAUCCACGCCACCUGUCAUCGAAAAAAGAGAUACUGAUGACGAUGAUCCAAGCCAUCCAAAACCAAGAGGUCUAAAAGUAAAGUAUCUCUCACCAACAAGUUUUAAACUAAAAUGGCGGGAACCUAAAGACGCAUCAAAUGUCAAAGGUUAUCGUGUAACCUGGAAGCGAAAAAAAGGUCAAACGAAAAAAUCCGAACUUAUUACAAAACGUUCAUAUUCCAUUAAAGGACUAAGGGCGGGUUCUACGUAUUUACUUAAAGUACAGGCGGUGUACGAGGCCAAGGUUUCCAGGGCUUUAACACUGUUUUGUAAGACACAGAAAGACUUUGACGUCAGUCCUCCUACUAACGUGAAAGCCAAAGCUGUAGGGACCACGAAAAUAAGAGUGAGCUGGACACCUAAAAAGACGACAGACGGUAAGAUUGAAGGAUAUAAAAUCCAGUACAAGAGACGAGGGGUCAGGAGAGGUGACGUGUGUUCCGCCGUGGCCAGUUCCUGGAAAUCUCAAUACGUUAUAACUGAUUUGAUAAAAGGAGAAUCAUACAAGAUAAGAAUAGCAGCGAGAUCUAGAUAUACAACUGGAGCCUAUUCACCAUGGCGACUAGUGAAACUUCCUGGAGUGCGUAAUAAACCUAGUGACGAAUCCAUUACAAUUACAACUACUCCACCGCCAACACCGAGCCCGGGAGAGCUAUUCAAUCUCAAUGUUGUGCAGAUUUCUGGUGGAGUUAACAUUACGUGGAAUGACAUUUCUAGUGACGUUAUUACCUAUAGGGUGGAAAUCACUCAAGAAUCCCAAAAACUGUACAUUAAGGAGGUAUACAAGGAAAUUUACCGUGAUCCCUACGUCCUUGAGGUGUACAGCCUUGAUCCUGGUGGUGAGUUCAAUGUCACAGUACAAGGCGUCAGCUCUAGGGAGAGGACGAUUGGGAGGUCUUCUGCCUCCUUUUCCACACCUGUCCCCGUGUCAGUUACGACAGAAGGACCACGCAUUGCUGUGAUUGGUGGAAAUCUGACCUUGCGCUGUAUUGUACAGGGAACGCCCCCUCCUCAGUAUGAAUGGGUUAUAGGACAAGGGUUUGUAGGUGGUUAUGACGUCACAAAGUUUGAAAAGAUUACUUUAAACAAGUAUCUAUUGUUUCUUGAGCUUUACAAUAUUCCAGAGGACUUCCAAAGUCCCAUAUGUAAAGCACAGAAUAACCUUGAAUACAUCGUCCAAGAACACAACAUAACUGUUAUUGGCCCAAUUCCACCACCUGUUGCAAACGUAACAGCAGUUGCAUUAACUUCAAGAAAAAUUGAAGUGGAAUGGGAAAGUCUGAUCAAACACGAAUAUCUAAAUGCGACAUUUUUAGUAACAAUUAAAGACACUUCAGGAAAAUACCGGAGUGAGGAAGAGGCAUUGGAAAGACACGUUUUUAGAAAUCUAACAGAAAAUACAGAGUACGUCAUAUCCGUAAUGGCAGUAACACCCAGUGGAUUAACAUCAAGUGGAAAUGACGUCAUUUCCGUUAGGACAGAAAAAGCAUUGCCAAAACCAACACUUCAUAUCUUAUCAUGGAACGAUACGGCAAUCGUGUUAAACUGGGCAUCAAACAGCGACACUCCGCCAGACAUGGUAAAAAUAUUUUACAAGAGAGAGAAAGAUAAAAAUUACCGUGUACGCAAGACGUAUCCUCCAAUAUCUACAAUGGUUUUACAAGAUCUUCGGAAGAAUUCAACUUAUAAGAUAAAAGUUGUAGCAGAUUACGGAACUAACGAAGUGUCGUCCCAUGUUUUAUCAGUGGAUACAAAUACGGAAACCUUGCUGAAAGAGAACAGACGGCCCACUCCUCCUGCCGACGCCUUCCUGAUGGUCAAUAAAACAGCCAUGACAAUUCGAUGGCUCCCUCCUCACCCAGAGUACCGUACCUACAUCAGACAGUACAGGCUAGAUAUCUACCAGGGGGAUAUAUUGCAGCGACAUCUACUUGACAACAAUGGACGCAACUUUACCCUUACCCCAUUCGAUGACACAAAAGAAGUAACCGUUUACCUUACCGCUAUAAAUAAUGCAGGGGCGAGUGAUCCAAUUCUGAGAAUUUAUAAACCACUCACAGAUGAAGAGAGGCCUACAGGGGCGAUAAGCAAUUUACAGGGGGAGCCCUUAUCCUCCAGUUCUAUUCUUGUGCAAUGGGACCCUCCCACCAAUAACCGCCUAACCAGAUUCCUCCUUAGAUACCGACCACAAGAGUUUGACGAUUCAAACAUUGUCGACUUAUGGCUGGGACCGUCUUAUAACAAUUAUGUUCUUACUGGGCUUCGUGGCGCCGAAUCCUACUCUAUUUCCGUGAUUCCGUACUUCAAUGAGGAGGUUGGAAAUGAUUCGUCUAUUAUUGCCACGACGUAUACAGGGGUACCCUCCUCUCCCCCACAGAACCUCACCGUCACCAAAGUAAACUACACAGAAAUAUCUUUGAAAUGGAACCCGCCACCUGAAGAAGAGAGGAAUGGGGAGAUAACUCAGUAUAUCGUGGGAUUCCGAUCAAUUGAUAAAACCAGGGAUUCCAUUCAGUACAGCAACUCUACGGAGAUGGUCAUUAGAGAUUUAUUACCUGGUACAAGUUACUACAUACGAGUGGCUGCCGCAACAAGCAAUGGAACAGGGCCAUUUACAACAUGGUUGACACGAAAAACACUUGCACUCCCAGUAAUCAGAGAAGCUCCGAAGAGGCCUGAAAAUUUUACGACAAAGCAAGUGCCUUAUGGAAUCACGUUAGCUUGGAACAGACCGAGGAAUCCCGAUGUUCCCGUCAAUGGCUAUAUCAUAGGACAUGGAAGGUUCAUUCCCGAGGUUUAUCGGGAGAUCCUAGAAUCAAGCAAAACUCAGUAUACAAUUCAUAAACUCCGCCAAAAUCACGAUUAUAUAGUCAGUGUUCGGGCCUUUAAUAAUUUCGGAGAAAGUGACCCCGUCAUCGCUGUUGCAACGGCAGGUGACGGAAAGAUGACGAUCGUUUCCUCGGGAGACGUGGAAGAUGACGGAAACGAGAACACAUUUGAUGAUGCUCCACAGAAUGUCAGCCUGGAAUUGAAUCAUGGGGAAAUCCCAACGAUAAAUGUCAGAUGGUCUCCCCCACUGAAGACACAAGGACCAGCACUGGGAUAUAAUGUAUUUUAUAAGAAGAAAGAAGACAAGAGAUGGCGGAUGAAGUUUGUGGAUAGAGCUGCUUUUCUGAUUUUAAAGAAUCUCUCUUUCGACACGACGUAUUACGUAAAAGUUAAUGUCCGUUACGAGAAUGACAUCAGAGCUAAAUUAUCACACACAGUUGAGAUCAAAACAUUUUCUUUAGAAGACACGGUUCAUGCAUUACCUAUGCCUAGCAUCACAUCGGUAUUCUCUGGUAAGAACCACCUGGACGUGAACUGGAAACCACCCCUUAAAGACUACCUCCAUGUGAUUGUUGGAUUUAUCCUUGGGUUUGGAAUCAAAGAAUCAAACGAAAACCAAGAGUUUAUUCCUGCAAGUCAGAGGAGUUUUAGAAUAAAAAAUCUAGAACCAGGAACACGAUACAACAUCUCUCUUGCAAUGUUCAACGAACAUGGAAAAAGUGCCAAGUCCAUUGUUUAUGCUUCAACAUUAGAUUCUUAAAGGAAAGAGUCAUCAUGAUUUCAUUUGUUUCCCA